AUGACAGAAGUGGUUCACAUCAAAGAUCGAAAAGAAGUCAUUCACGAGAUGAAGUUCUCCCCGGACGGGUCUUACCUCGCCGUGGGAUCCAACGACGGCCCCGUGGACGUCUACGCCGUCUCACAGCGGUACAAGAAAAUCGGAGAGUGCGUCCAGUCUCUGAGCUUCAUCACCCACAUCGACUGGUCUCUGGACAGCAGAUACUUGCAAACCAACGACGGGGCAGGAGAACGGCUGUUCUACAAGAUGCCGUCUGGGAAGCCUUUAACAAGCACAGAGGAGAUCAAAGGCAUUCUCUGGGCCUCCUGGACAUGUGUGAAGGGGCCUGAAGUGAGCGGGAUUUGGCCAAAGUACACUGACGUCACAGAUAUCAACUCCGUGGAUGCCAAUUCCAAGAGCUCGGUGCUGGUGUCUGGAGACGACUUUGGCCUCGUGAAGCUGUUCAGGUUCCCGUGUCUCAGAAAAG
Echinops telfairi (small Madagascar hedgehog) is the source of this 466-nucleotide messenger RNA. RefSeq names its product echinoderm microtubule-associated protein-like 6. The annotation marks the transcript as partial. The record is from RefSeq and is a predicted model, not a curated record. The transcript has 2 exons. Lineage: Eukaryota; Metazoa; Chordata; Mammalia; Afrosoricida; Tenrecidae. Gene Ontology annotation, molecular function: microtubule binding.